Molecule: messenger RNA, 4925 nt
Organism: Poeciliopsis prolifica (blackstripe livebearer)
Lineage: Eukaryota; Metazoa; Chordata; Actinopteri; Cyprinodontiformes; Poeciliidae
Gene: arhgap1
Product: Rho GTPase activating protein 1
Exons: 14
Coding region: 429-1721 (430 amino acids)
Biological process (GO): negative regulation of endocytic recycling; small GTPase-mediated signal transduction
Cellular component (GO): cytoplasm
Molecular function (GO): GTPase activator activity
Source: RefSeq, a predicted model, not a curated record
UAACGGAAAGGCGACUUCCUGCCUUUAUUUUGAAACGAACCGGAUAAGUGGUUUACGCAGAGUCUUAUAUGUGACAGAAACAACGACGUCAGGCAGCUCAGACCGUGUCGGCUGAAUCCAGAGCGACUGUCCGAGAGAUAACGCGCUGGACCUCACCGAUUUCACCUCUGAACACAAACUGCAUAGCUGAGUCAUGUGAGAAUGCGCUCGCAGGCCCUGCAGCGACCCGUUGUGUGAGCACGCUCGCAACGAAAAGAAGAACCCGCUGCUGUCGGCGUCACUCAACCUCCAAGACCUCGUCAGCCUUUACGGUUCCUCCGCUCUUCACUCAGGAGCAGAAUGUGUGCAAACAGCUGCAUUUCACUGUGUGGACUAAAUCUUGGUGUGUGAAGGUUUCCCAGACAUCGCUGUCCCAUCCUGUGUGUGGGAUGUCUUCUGAGCUGCUGGUAGAUCUGGGUGAAGACGCUGCAACUGCACAGUUAGGACAGCUGAAGCUCUCCACCCUAGAGGACCAGCAGUGGCCACCUGAUGAGCCCUCACUUAGCAAAUCAGAGACGGAGAAUUCCCAGGGCUUUGACCCCGGCUCUCCCCACCUACCCUGGGACCAUCCGUUCUAUGACAUAGCCAGGCAUCAGAUUAUUGAGGUUGCAGGAGAUGACAACUUUGGCAGGAAGGUGAUAGUGUUCAGCGCCUGCAGGUUGCCGCCGCAGCAUCAGCUCGACCAUCAGAAGCUGCUGAUGUAUCUUAAAGCCACUCUGGAUCAGUACGUAGAGAGCGACUACACAUUGAUCUACUUCCAUCACGGACUGACCAGUGAAAACAAGCCUUCAUUCGGCUGGCUUCGAGAAGCAUACAGGGAGUUCGAUCGGAAAUAUAAGAAGAACAUCAAAGCGCUGUACAUUGUCCAUCCCACCAUGUUCAUCAAGACUCUGCUGAUCCUCUUCAAACCAAUCAUCAGUUUUAAGUUCGGCAGGAAGAUUAACUACGUGAGCUACCUGAGUGAGCUGGAGGACGUGGUCAAGUGUGACCAGCUGGUCAUCCCGACCCGCGUCAGAGAGUAUGACAACAAACUGAGAGCAUCUCUGAAGCCCAGCUCGCUGCCCUCCAUGUCUCCUCCUCAUAGCCCCCCCCUACCUGAGCAGGUGUUUGGGGUUUCACUAGUCAUGCUGAGACAGAAGGAUCCAGAUAAUCAUCUAGUUCCUGUAGUGAUGAGAGACACAAUUAGCUUCCUGUCAGAACAAGGUUUGGAGAUUGAAGGGAUCUUCAGGAGGUCUGCCAAUGUGACUCUGGUGAAGGAGGUCCAACUCAAGUACAACUCUGGAGCCACAGUGAACUUCAAAGACAUGGAGGACAUUCACCUGGCCGCUGUCAUACUAAAGACGUUUCUUCGAGAACUUCCUGAACCUCUGCUGACCUUCCAGCUCUACAAUGACAUUGUCAACUUCACAUCUGUAUCCAGUGAUAAUCAGGCAGAAGUAAUGAAAACUUUGGUGGAGUCUCUCCCAGAGGAGAACUACGCCUCACUGCGGUACCUCAUCACAUUCCUGGCUCAGGUGUCAGCCAACAGUGAAGUGAAUAAGAUGACAAACAGCAACCUGGCUGUGGUGUUUGGCCCAAACCUGUUGUGGGGGCGGGACAAUGCCAUGUCGCUCAGUGCUAUUGGGCCAAUCAACAACUUCACCAGAACCCUGCUGGACCAGCAGCAUCUGAUUUUCACCUAAUUCCCUCUCCCCUUCUUCUUCUUGAGGUCUUUCAUGCAGCCUGUGUUGCCAUGGAGACCUCCCUUCUCUGCAGCAUUUUAACAUGAGCGCCACCAAUUAGGAAGGAACAAACUGUGGACCAAUCGCAUGUUGCUUCAUCUCUCUGACUCGUCCACUAGCAUUGUCCUGUCGAUUAUCCCGCCUACAGGCUGCAUUCCUGUGUCCAUGUGAGUCAAGCAUGAAUGAGUUAGACUACAAAGAAUUAUCUUGGUAAAAAAAAAAAUGGAACAAAAACCAUUUUUUUAUUUGCUCUCUCUAUGGUAAUGCCCUGUUUAUUGCUCCCCUUUCUUGAUUGGUGCCAAAAAAAAGAAAAAAACUGCCUCACAAGCAUGACCAAAUGUGCUGUAGGAAAGUGAUUUCUGAGCUGAAGGCAGGAGAGACCAUCAGAGCGGAGGUGGAAGUUUAUGUGUCUGCGAAGGACUCAGGUUUACCUAAAUAAUUGUGAACUUGGUACUGAAAUUGUGUCGACAAUCUUCGGAGUGCUGUGGUCAUAGGAAGCCAUGGAGUGGCUUCAGUGUAGUUACUUGGAGAUACCAAACCCAGCUGCUGGCGUAGAGUCUGGACUGGACCAAAACAUUGAACUAAUUCUACCCUUGGAUUUCAAGACCUUCUUCCCAGCCUGAUAUCAUGUUGUUUGGCAGCUCAGUGACCGCUUUAGUCAGCAGUAUUAGGUGGUGAAGAAACUUUCUGUUUUCUAGUGGGAUGCAAAUUCAUUGUCUUCUUCAUUUACUAGAAAUGUUUUGUUUCCAUAGGAAUACACCAUUUAAUCCCACAUUACCACCAUAUUUCCUUAUACAGUUGGCUUAUUGUUGGUAAUACUCUCUUGGUUUUUAUAGUCUUCCAGCACCUAGUUGGUAAACUCCAGGUAGAGAGUAGGAAAGUAUCACCCCUUAAAGACCAGACAUGAUUGGAUGGUGUCGACCUUCUUUUUUUUUUUUUUUUUUACUUUUAUUGCCAAUAGAAGCACGUUUCUUUUGGUACAUGACAGUAACUGGAAUGAGUUCCAGCUGCCACAGACCUUCAGUCAUACUGUCAGCAACACUUUCUACACGUUUUUCUUCAUGUAGCAUAUUCAGCACGUCUAUUACAUCCAUAUGUUGCUAGUGUUUUAUUCCAUGCGUUUUUGUUGCCUUAUAACUCGUUUCAUGCUGUGCCACCAAUGGAGUCCAUCCAAGUUGUACAAUGUGUUUUUGUUGUUGUUUUUUAACUAAGUGCAUACGGUUUUAAAUCUCCACAUAUGCCUUAGUGGAUUUUCCUCUUCCUGCAUGACAAAAAGGAAGAGGGCUGCAAGACGGCGGCUCCUCGCCUGCAGUUGAGCAUUGAAAUCCAGAAUCCUGGCUGGGUUUUUUUUGUUUGUUUGUUUCUUGGGCCUACCAUUAAAUUCCCCGCAAAACAGAAUUUUAUUCAUAACUUUACCAUCUAAUUCGAAGCUUAUAUUGUCUUUCAUGUUGGGUCCAGCAUAGUGCCCCCUCUUUCCUUUGGGCUUCUGUUCACCAUAUCCGUAACUUCAGUAUAAAUUGUAGUCUUAGGUUUUAUUAGAGCAAAAUCAAGCACUUCCACUCAUGGUUUAAAUCUUGUGGGAUGUAUCAAGGUUGUUAAAAGACUUAAUAUUUCUUAACACUAAAGCUGUGUGAAGCAGAAGCGCCUGCAAUACCUGCCAACAUGUUGCUCCAAUUAGUUUUUUUAUUUAUUUUUCGUCAUGACCUGUGAGUUUUUAUUGUUUUACAUUGUGCUGGACUCUGAAGCUUUUAUUAUCCGUUUAUUAUGCAGCUCAUCCAAAGCAUUCAGUGUCGAAGUGAAAUCUUCAUACAUUCUAACCAACAGUCAUACAGAAGCGAUCGCCUGGGUUUCCAUCACACAGUCAUAAUUAAUGUCACCAAAAUCAUCUGCAACCUUUGAAUAUUUGUGAUGUGAUGUUGAAAAACACCAAUUUUUUGCUCAACUGGAGCUAAAAGAAAAAGCAGCAGCUGUUCCACUGGUGCCAUGGUGACUGACAUGCUCGUGUGUGUGUGUGUGUGUGUGUGUGUGUGUGUGUGUGUGUGUGUGUGUGUGUGUGUGUGUGUGUGUGUGUGUGUGUGUGUGUGUGUGUGUGAGAGAGACUGUAUGUAGAAAUCAUUAAUUCAAUGGAUUUGUUAGGUGUGUGUAAUCAGGUGAUCAUGUUGUAACUUCAGCAUAGUGAUUUAUAGAUUUGUUCUUAUUUUAUCUGUGAUGUGAACCGACUCUUAAAAGUACAGUGUUCCUCUAAAGUCCACACACCCUGGUUAAAGUUCCAUUUUCCGUCUGUUUUAUGUCCUUAUUGCCCUUUUGAUUGAUUUCUAGACAGAAGUAAAGUUUCCUCAAAGGUGGAGAAAUCAUUUAUACUGGUUUCUGAAUUUCACCAGGGUGUUAAAGACAUUUGAAAACCACAAAAAUAAAAUACUACAAAUCAAGAAAGAAAACCAAGUCAGAACAAGUUUGUUUUUUUAGAAUUUAUUCAAAGAAAUUCUUUGUAUGUUUGUGUGCUUGUGCCUUAUUUGUGUUUGCCAAGUGAUUUUCCUCUUUAGCCAUCUAAGUGACAGUGUGGCCAUAGAUUAAAAUAACCAGAGCUGCAUUCAGCAGAGCCUAUUGUGUCCAUGGAGAUAUGAGCAGCUGUAAAAGAGUAAAAUGAUUUCAGAACGAAGAACUUCAUUUAUCUAUAUGCAGAUACUGCAGCUACUGAGAGGGGAAAGCACUACAUUUUGAUGGAAGCUGUACCAUGUAGGCUAUCAUGUUCAUAUUUCUAUAAUAAAGAUCGAAGAGAAUUUAUUAUUCAUCAGAAAUGUCUGAAAAUAGAUGCCGUUCUGUUCAGUGGGGAUUUUAUGAAGGUAGUUUUUGUGUGCAUGGAUUCUCCGUACCGCUCUUCCUUGUCGAUUCUGUGAUCAGUUGCAGACCCGUUUAUCUCUGGAUCUUUGUACUGUAAUUGUAUUUGACAGUAAACGUCACAACUGUGGGAGGAGUUGUAGGUCUGAACUUUGACCUCCAUGCUAACUUGUUAACUCUGUGAUUCUAUUUUCUUAACUGUGGUUUUCCAUCCUUUUACUUUUGAUAUAUAGCAAUGUGGAUUUUCGCCCUGUACUUGUUUAAUAUGAUGGUGGAAUAUGUUGUAUGAUCCAUGUGAACAACCAAUAAACGAAUGGUGAAAAGAAA